AUUCUUACACUUCCGUUCGAUGGAUGUACUGAUUUAGAAACGAUACAUGAGAUAUUUACUCACUGGAGUGUGAUUUAAGCUAACUACUGUGUAUGCGUUGUUGCCACAUAUUGUAAGAUUCUUCCAAAAUGGCUAGCGUGUCGUAUCAUAUCGCAAAUCUUCUUGAGAAGAUGACAUCAAGUGACAAAGAUUUCCGAUUUAUGGCAACAAAUGACUUGAUGGCUGAGCUUCAAAAGGAUUCAAUCAAGCUUGAUGAUGACAGUGAGAGGAAAGUGGUCAAGAUGCUGCUGAAAUUGUUAGAGGAUAAGAAUGGUGAAGUCCAAAACCUUGCAGUCAAGUGUCUGGGUCCCCUUGUAAACAAAGUGAAGGAGUUUCAGGUGGAGACUAUCGUGGACACACUCUGUAGCAACAUGCUGUCUGACAAGGAGCAGCUGAGGGAUAUCUCAAGCAUAGGACUUAAGACUGUGAUCAGUGAAUUGCCACCAUCAUCAACAGCCCUAGCAGCUAGUAUCUGCAAGAAAAUCACCAGUAGAUUGACAAGUGCUAUUGCCAAACAAGAAGAUGUUUCUGUACAACUAGAAGCCCUGGACAUACUUGGAGAUCUACUUAGUCGAUUUGGAGGUUUGCUCGUGACAUUCCACAGCUCCAUACUACAAGCCCUGCUGCCUCAGCUGUCAAGCCCUCGACUGGCAGUCAGGAAGCGAGCCAUCAUUGCUAUAGGUCAUCUGGUAAUGAGUUGUAACAACCAGCUGUUCCUGGAGCUGAUCGAGUUCCUCCUCACCGAGCUGUCUAAGAACACCUCCACCUCCACCACCAGAACAUACAUUCAGUGUAUUGGAGCCAUUAGUCGACAAGCUGGCCACCGGUUUGGAGAGCAUCUUGAGAAGAUUAUUCCUCUGAUUGUGAGGUUCUGUAAAGAAGAUGAUGAUGAACUAAGAGAAUAUUGCUUACAGGCAUUUGAGUCAUUUGUGAGAAGAUGCCCAAAAGAAGUUUCACCUUUUAUUGCAGAGAUCAUCACAAUCUGCCUGCAGUAUAUCUGCCAUGAUCCCAACUACAACUAUGAUGAUGAUGAUGAAGAAGCCAUGGACACUGAAGCUGAAGAAGAGGAUGAAGAAGGUUCAGAGGAGGAAUACAGUGAUGAUGAUGACAUGAGUUGGAAGGUGCGCAGGGCGGCUGCAAAAUGUCUUGAUGCUAUCAUGGGCACUCGGCAUGAGAUGUUGAUCGACUUCUACAAAACUGUGUCCCCAGCUCUCAUACUCAGAUUCAAAGAAAGAGAAGAGAACGUGAAGGCUGACAUCUUCCAUGCUUACAUUACACUGUUGCGCCAGACUCGCCCUCAGGCCUCCGCCAACCCUGACUCUAUGGAACAGGAAGAUGGCCCAUUGACAAUGCUACAGACUCAGGUCCCAGAUGUUAUCAGAGCUAUCCACAAACAGUUGAAAGAAAAGAGUAUCAAGACUCGCCAGGGCUGCUUCAGCCUCCUCACAGAGCUGGUUCUGGUUCUCCCUGGAGCUCUCACAGACCACCUUACUGCUUUAAUACCAGGCAUUCAGUAUUCACUUGGUGACAAGAAUACAAGUUCCAACAUGAAGAUUGACACACUGUCUUUCCUGAAUACGAUCCUCCUUCACCACCCACCUGCCGUGUUCCACCCACACAUCCGAGUUGUUGUGCCACCAAUAGUUCAUGCUGUUGGGGAUCCCUUCUACAAGAUCACUUCAGAGGCCCUUCUGGUCACCCAACAGCUGGUCAAGGUCCUCCGGCCACUAGAAACCCAGGUAUCAUUUGACUACAAGCCAUAUGUUAAGGACCUCUAUGGCUGCACGCUGAAGAGGCUCAAGGCUGCAGACAUUGAUCAGGAAGUGAAGGAGAGAGCCAUUUCAUGCAUGGGUCAGAUUAUUUGCAAUCUUGGAGACUCUUUAGCAGCUGAGCUUAGAGAAUGUUUACCAAUCUUCUUGGAGAGAUUAAAAAAUGAAAUCACACGACUGACAACAGUGAGAGCUCUGACCAUGAUAGCAAGUUCCCCCCUAAAGAUUGACAUAAGGCCGAUCCUUACUGAAGGCGUUCCUAUUUUGGCAUCUUUCUUGAGGAAAAACCAAAGAGCUUUGAAACUGUGCACACUGCUGUGUCUAGAUGUCCUUGUGAAAAACUAUGGUCCAGCCUUGACACCUGGGAUGAUCGCGGACAUGAUGAAGGAGAUGCCAUCACUCAUCAAUGAGAAUGACCUUCACGUGUCCCAGUUAACACUGAACCUCCUGACGUCCAUCUCCCGGAUACAGAAAUCCUCCAUCUCCAACAUACAGUCUGAGAUUCUGCCACAGAUCCUGGUUUUGAUACAGUCUCCCCUACUACAAGGCGGAGCACUCAAAGCUCUCUUAGAAUUCUUCCAGGCUGUAGUGAAACUUGGCUUAGCCAAACUAGGCUUCAAAGAUCUCUUGCAGCUCUUGAUCAUGCCAAUUUACAGUCCUCAACAGACAGGAACUGGAUUUGCUGUACAUAAACAGGCCUUUCAUUCCAUUGCCAAAUCUGUAGCAGCACUAACUGUAAUGAGCCCUGAAGAGGCAGGCAAUGUGGUCAACCAGUUUGUUAGCGAUGUUAAGAAUGCAAAGUCAACAGAUUCAAUAGUUCUAUUCUCAUUAUUAGCCCUCGGCGAAAUAGGAAAACAUGUUGAUUUAAGUAGCCAAGGAGAGAUUCAGAAUGUAAUCCUAGAGUCUUUUUCAUCUCCCAACGAAGAAGUAAAAUCAGCAGCAUCAUAUGCUUUAGGCAAUGUCAGUGUUGGAAAUCUACCAAAAUUCCUUCCAUUUGUAUUACAAGAAAUAGAAAAUCAGCCUAAAAGACAGUAUCUGUUACUACACUCUCUGAAAGAGAUCAUCAGCUGUGAAUCUAGCUCGCCAUCUGGUGUGGAAACCCUCAGCCCCUAUGUACAGACAGUAUGGACAAUGUUGUUCAACCACUGUGAGUGUCCUGAGGAAGGAACGCGGAACGUUGUGUCAGAAUGUCUGGGAAAACUGACCCUCAUCGACCCUGGGAACCUCCUGAGUAAUCUGAGACAACACCUCAAUCACCAAUCUGCUUUGACACGUAGCACGGUUGUCACAGCAAUCAAGUUCACAAUAUCAGACCAGCCACAAGGUAUUGACACAUUGCUGCGAGGUUGUAUUGGAGAUUUCCUGCGAACAUUACAAGACCCUGACCUGAACGUGAGGCGAGUUGCCUUGGUAACAUUCAACUCUGCCGCUCACAACAAACCCUCUCUAAUUAGAGAUCUUUUGGAUUCAGUUCUUCCCCAUCUUUAUAAUGAAACAAAGAUAAGGAAAGAGUUGAUCCGGGAAGUGGAAAUGGGACCUUUCAAACACACACUAGAUGAUGGUCUGGACAUUAGAAAGGCAGCCUUCGAGUGUAUGUACACCCUGCUGGACUCCUGCCUUGAUCGGCUGGACAUAUUUGAGUUCCUCAACCAUGUGGAAGAUGGGCUUAAGGACCACUAUGACAUUAAGAUGUUGACUUACCUGAUGCUGGUCCGUCUUUCACAUCUCUGUCCAAAUGCUGUUCUUCAAAGACUGGACCGACUUGUGGAACCACUCAGGGCUACUUGUACAACCAAGGUGAAGGCCCAUUCUGUGAAGCAGGAGUUUGAAAAGCAGGAUGAGUUGAAGAGAUCAGCUCUUCGAGCCGUUGCUGCAUUGCUCAACAUCACUGAUGCAGACAAGAGUCCACAGAUGAAUGAGUUCCUUACCCAGAUCAAAUCAAGUUCCGAACUCUCUUCUAUGUAUGAAAACAUUCAGAAAGAUGCCAUCUCCACGUCGGACUCAACCACGAUGGACACAAGCUGAAAACCUCCUUCCUCUAGCGUUGUAAUCAAGUGCUCUUUUAAGUCGGGGUGUGGCUUUGCUGGAUACAUGUAUCUGUAUGAGGAAGAUAUCUUAAGAUCGUUAGAAAUGCCUCAACAACUGACAAUGCUCGAAAUCAGUGUUUAAUGAAUAAGUACAAAUAGUUUUGUACAAGUAUACUAUUCCAAAUUAGUUUGAGAAGCCCAUUUAUUUCAGGCUGCUAUAGUUAAUCCGUCAUCAUGGCAGAUUUUACUGUAGUAUUAUGAAAGAAUUGGGUGUUCUGUAACUUCAUUUUAGUAGCCAACAUACUUUAAUACAACAAUCCCACACCCUGAAUGAUUCUAUAAAAAGUACUGUCCCUAUUUGUUUCUGUUCAGAAAAUGUAAAAAAUAAUGCGAUGAGAAUCCAUGUUAAACAUGCUGUUUCCGCAUAAGUCUCAUGAUGGAUUGAAAUGUUUAUUAAGCUGAUACUUCAUCAAGCACUUCAUAAGAGCUCCUUUCACGCGGCGAGACUUGACUUUGUCAAGAUUAUGUCAUGUUCUGGUUUGUUGCAGACAUAUCUGCUUUGAUGCUCAAUUGGUAGAUAUUGUAUAAUACCUACAUCUGGUAGUAUGUAAAGGCCUUUGAUAUGUGCACGAGCACACACAACUUCCUCCGAUGUCUUCGUUGUCACUUCCACGAACCAGCAACCUGUUCCACAAAACAAUGUUUGUGCCAAGUGACUAAGCUAGUGCUUAAGUAAAGGAGUUGUGAUCAUCUUUGGGCUAUGACCACUUUGUGAAGCAGGGUCCUGAACACAAUGAGCCACUGCUCAGACGAUGACUUGAAUCUACUCUAAGGGACAGUUGGUUAUCAUUGAAAAUUAUGUGAAGUCUGACUGAACUGAGUGUUAUGGUUUGGGUUGUUUUACUUGUUAAGGUUACAGACUACGAAAGUCGACAGAGAGUGGCACAUUGAUGCUAAUACUUUUGUGUAUCAAUGCUUAAGUCAAAUCCUUAAUGUUUUAUGAUGAUCAGUGUAGCCCUUGCAGAAUUGUUGUUAAAAGUAACAAGCCCAUUACAUAGCUAAUGGAGAAUGUGUUGCACAUUGAAUCACAAUAUGUUUAUAUUCCUUACACAAGUGUAGCAUUCAUCUAUAUCUGAAAUUGAUUAAAGGAUAUGAAACCAAAUUCCCAGAUAUCAAUAGUUUAUUAUAACACAAUAAAAUCAUGAACUGUAGCAGAUCAUGUCAAAAUUCAGAUGGAAGUCAAUAAUAUUUUUGAGAAGAUAUAAUCAGUAUUCUAGAACAGUGUUAAUUAAAACGGUAUUGAAGCCACAUCUUGUUCAUGUUCAAAUGAUGUGUUUCCUUCUGUAAAUAGCCCCGGAUAAGUGGCUUUCUUGAUCAGAUUAUUUGAUGAUACAAGCUUUUAGCAAGUUUGUCCCCUCACUUUUGUGCUUGCUCCGGUGGAUGCCCACAGCUGUAACAUGCCUAUGUGCUCUUUUCACAGAUGUAAUGGACAGGCAUUAAAGACGGCCAUCUUGCAGUGUAUAUAUUGAGUCCCUGUGACUGGUUAUCUUCACUUAGUUUGUACUAUCAGUGUGGCAAACCUGCAAUUAAUAAAUACAAUGUUUAUCUACA
Haliotis rubra (blacklip abalone) is the source of this 5446-nucleotide messenger RNA. RefSeq names its product cullin-associated NEDD8-dissociated protein 1-like. NCBI's taxonomy places the organism in Eukaryota, Metazoa, Mollusca, Gastropoda, Lepetellida, Haliotidae. The record is from RefSeq and is a predicted model, not a curated record. The transcript is spliced from 32 exons. Gene Ontology annotation, cellular component: nucleus. Gene Ontology annotation, biological process: SCF complex assembly; protein ubiquitination. Bases 129 to 3833 code for a protein of 1234 amino acids.